AUAUAUUUUCCGCAACAAACUUUUGAACUCUGUAACGUUCAAUUUUAUCGGGAUGUCGCCUAAAGGAAGAAACUUCUGAUCUCAAAUACUCCUCUUCACAUAUCCCCACGACUUACCAAACCCUAAAAGCAAACCAAUAAGCAUACCUCCACCGUCUCUUCCUCUCCCUCUCCUUCAUUUCCAAGCGGAUGAAACCCGAGAAGUCCAACAGUCGUGGCUUCCGCCUUCGCUCAAUCCUCAUCUCCUCGCUGUCGAGUACUGUGCUUGGCAUAAUCAUCUUCCGCCUGGCAACUGCUAACACACAAAAUGUUGUAUACGUGAAGCUGUUUGCCAUAGUAGGUGUUAUUCUCGCAACUGGUCCUUGGAUUAUACAGCUUCUCCUUUCAACAAUCACCAUGGUUUUAUACAAAGCAGGCAUUCAUGAUCUAACAUGGCUCCUCAUGCAUCCUUCUGAUGAGGCUGUUUAUUGUUGCCAAGAAGAUGAUUUGAAAAGAAUGGUUGAUGGGCAUGCAAGGAGAUAUAAUACCAAUAUUGGUUUUGGCACUGUUGUUCCAGUCAAUGCAAGGCGCGGUCCUCGGUUGCAGAGGAACAGAACCAUCUGAUCUGGAUGUUGGUUUUUCAGAAUCUCUUGUCCUCUGUAGGGUUUAGCUGUUCCUUCUUUCAAACUUCAUUUGAUGUUAAUUUGUAAAGCAGAUAGCUUUUAAUCUUAUAAGAAAGCAAAACUGCAACAUAUAUAGCAGAUUAAGAGCAAAGCAACAGUACAUUUUUUUAAUGGCGCAAACUUCAUUUUACUAACAUUUAAGGCCGACAAGGUACACAAACCAUGCUGGAACACAGCUUACAACUUUCAUCGUACUGUGCUCUCCAAAGAGCAACUCUUCUCAAAAGAAAAGGUGCUGAGUUGGAAUCCCAUUCUAACUAAGGAUUCUUGUGGUUCCGGAGGAUCCAGCUACAGGAGAACCCGGAACGGAGAACUUGCUCCCCUUUUCCGCCCCACUCUUUGGUCUUAAGAAUGCUGCUUUUAAGAAUUGUCAAAUGGUAAGAAUCUAUAUGAUCAUGUAUAUGUGAACAGAGUCCUAUGCAGUCAAAUUGUUUUUUAUCAGUAGGAAAAACAAGAUGCAGCUGACAACCAAAUUGGCAGUAGAUGGAGAACAAAAGAAAA
Molecule: messenger RNA, 1162 nt
Organism: Tripterygium wilfordii
Lineage: Eukaryota; Viridiplantae; Streptophyta; Magnoliopsida; Celastrales; Celastraceae
Exons: 1
Coding region: 189-602 (137 amino acids)
Source: RefSeq, a predicted model, not a curated record